AUGUCGGGGACCGAAAGCCUGCGUUACCUUACUCCCUCGUCUUCCUGCAAGGCGAAACCAGGCCCGAGCCAAGAGGAAAGUAAGAACAGGAGCCCAAGUUCGCUUCGUUCCCGGAACAGGUUUUCUUCUUGCAGAUGUUCUUCCCCUCCGUCGGACUGCCACGCCAGCAAGACGGUGAGACGGGUUUUGGCUCUCUGCUCCAUCUCCUUGUUCGCCUUGCUGGGACACACCAUUCUGGAGCUAAGCCAACUUCUGGAGUCCUGGAGGCAUGUUGAGAAGGCCGUCAGCGACCUCUCUUCGUGCCGGAGUUUCUUGGCGCACUCCGUGUUCAACCGCCUUGUUGUCCAAGAAGCGCAUUGGCAAGGAGGAGGAAGAGGAGGAGGAGGAGACAUGGCGACGGAGAACAUCUCUUGGCCGGAAGACACGCUGGAAGGCUUAGUGGCUCUCUGCGAAGAACCUUGGUGCAAGGACAACGACCCUUUCAGCUGUCCAACUUACGUCGCCUCGAUCAGGGAGAAGAUAAAUAGUACCGAGGACACUGGGAUGGCUUUCCUGCAGCUCAAAAGGGUUGAGGGAAUCUUGGAGAUCCUUCAGACCCUUGAGGAAGGAGAUGUCCAAAAGAUAAGGUCAAAUCCAGCCUGGUUAGAUGUGUUUUUUCUCAGACUUCUCCUGACAACCAAAGAGCUCGUGUUGCGAGCUCCAGAAAUGUCCCGCUACCCUGAAGAAGUGCAAGCUUUUUGGCACCGGCUGUCUACUCUCCUUACGUCUUCUGUUUUUAUCUCGGAAAGCACCCAAGAAUGUUGGGCCGAACAUCCUAACUUCUCCAUCCUGGCCACCCAUCAUGAAGGACUCCGGACAGUCGCUCCUUCUUGGGGAUUUCGGUCACGGUCCCCUCCUUGGAUGGAUGAAGUUGACGUCCUCCAGAGGUGUUUGUUUCAGAAAAGCCGGGAGCAGCUUCAGAAGAGGUCUAAGGAUAUCGUCUCCCUGGUUAGCCUCAAAAUUAGCCUCUUGGUAGUCGCCGGCCUUAUCUACCCGGCUGUCUUUUUUUCCUUCAAAGAGAUGACUGAAUGGAUCCAGAAUUAUGCCCGGACCCUCAAGGAACGAACGGAGGAUCUGAAAAAGGAAAGGCACCUGGCUGAAGAGCUUCUUCAUCAGAUGUUGCCCAAGUCCGUGGCCAAGCAGCUACGGAAACACAAGCAUGUAGAGGCAGAAAAUUAUGAGCAGGUGACCAUCUUCUUUUCGGACAUUGUGGGUUUCACCGCCAUCGCCGCUUCGUGCACCCCGCUGCAGGUGGUGGAAAUGCUCAACAACCUCUACGUGUGUUUCGACACCAGGAUCGACUCCUACGACGUCUACAAGGUGGAAACCAUCGGGGACGCCUACAUGGUGGUGAGCGGCCUGCCCGAGAGGAACGGCACCAGGCAUGCCCACGAGAUUGCCAAGAUGGCCCUGGAUCUAGUAGCUGCGGUCCGACAGGUUGCGAUUCCCCACCUGCCAACUAGCAAGCUGCAGUUACGGGCCGGGAUUCACACCGGGCCCUGCGUGGCUGGCAUUGUCGGGCACAAAAUGCCCCGGUACUGUCUCUUUGGCGAUACGGUGAACACGGCCUCUCGCAUGGAGUCAAGCAGUCUACCCCAGAAAAUUCACAUCAGCUCAGCCACUUACCAGGCUCUCCUUGAAGAUGAUGCCUACGAAAUUGAGCCCAGAGGAGAAAUUGAGGUGAAGGGCAAAGGGAAAAUGAAAACUUACUGGUUGCUGGGAAAUAAGAACUACAGCGUCCAAAACGACAGCCUCGUUUGCCACUGGAACCCGGGGAUGUCUCAGCGAAAGAAGACAGGACAAAGCUCAGCUUCCAGGCGGGAGCUCAGCGCUGGUACCGAGAGGAGUCCAGGCAGCCAGAAACUCACCGUCGCUUCUCCAACACUACAUCCUCCUGCUAUCCACGCUCACCCGCUGGACGGCUCCCCCGCUAGAUGGGAACAAGACUCCCCGGGGUCCCUAGAGAGGCUCAAGACCUUCCCCCUUCACCCAGCCAAUCCCUCUCAUUUCCAUUCAGGUUGUGAGAAACCUUUACUGCCGGGGUGGGUGAAGGAAGAUGAAGUGGGGGCGCCCAGGGAAUUUUCUCAUGACACCAAGGGUGAAAUGCUCCCGGUUUUGACCAGAUCGACCAAUCCGAUUGUGGGCAAAGGCUCUGCGUUAGACGAUUGCACCCGGUGCCUGAAAUCAGCCACAACCCAGGAAUCUGCAGAAGUCUCCAAGCCCUACAAGGGCCAAACAUGGGAAGAACUGAAAUAUCUCGUCCCAUCCUUGUGUCAGGUGAUGCUGCCACAGGGACAGGUCCCGUGGUGGGGCUUCUGCGGGGAAGGCCUGGAUGAUGAGUCCGUCCGUCCGUCCAGUCUGCGUGUGAGCCCAGGCACGUCCGCUUGA
Molecule: messenger RNA, 2427 nt
Organism: Ahaetulla prasina
Lineage: Eukaryota; Metazoa; Chordata; Lepidosauria; Squamata; Colubridae
Exons: 9
Coding region: 1-2427 (808 amino acids)
Biological process (GO): receptor guanylyl cyclase signaling pathway; cGMP biosynthetic process; intracellular signal transduction
Molecular function (GO): peptide receptor activity; guanylate cyclase activity
Source: RefSeq, a predicted model, not a curated record